CCGCAGUAUUCCCGAGCUUUUCCCUUCCGAACUUUUUCUCUUUUUCUUUUUUCUCUUCCUUUCACGUCACUCAUGUCUUUUUCUUAAAUCAUGCGGGGCGUCCAGAUAUUUUCGGGGAAUUCCCACCCCGGUCUCGCAGAUACUAUCUGCGAGCGUUUAGGCACUGUGCCUGCCAAAGCUAACUUAGGAAAAUUUGCCAAUGGCGAGACCAGUGUCAAUAUCGGUACCUCAGUGCGGAACCAGGACGUUUACAUCAUCCAAAGUGGUAGCGAGAAGAUUAACGAUAGUGUUAUGGAGCUCCUGAUCAUGAUCUCAGCGUGCAAGGGUGGCUCAGCGAAGUCCAUUACAGCGGUCAUGCCGUAUGCUGCCCGUCCUGUUUGA
Penicillium hordei is the source of this 381-nucleotide messenger RNA. Its product is annotated as ribose-phosphate pyrophosphokinase-like domain-containing protein. The coding region runs from base 91 to 381 and encodes 96 amino acids. Gene Ontology annotation, cellular component: cytoplasm; ribose phosphate diphosphokinase complex. Gene Ontology annotation, biological process: 5-phosphoribose 1-diphosphate biosynthetic process; purine nucleotide biosynthetic process. Gene Ontology annotation, molecular function: magnesium ion binding; ribose phosphate diphosphokinase activity. Lineage: Eukaryota; Fungi; Ascomycota; Eurotiomycetes; Eurotiales; Aspergillaceae. The record is from RefSeq and is a predicted model, not a curated record. The transcript is spliced from 2 exons.